This is a messenger RNA of Mesorhabditis spiculigera, 1926 nucleotides long. Lineage: Eukaryota; Metazoa; Nematoda; Chromadorea; Rhabditida; Rhabditidae. The record is from the annotation of a GenBank genome assembly.
AUGGGGCUGCUUGAUGGGCUGCUGCGAGGCAGCCUGAGCAAGCCCCUUGUGGCAAAUGUUCAUACGAUGGAUGCUGAUUUGGAGAGUAUUCAAAUUGAGCCCGACUGCACCGGCCGUCACCUCUUCGACCAAGUUUGCCGUAUCAUUGGCCUUCGCGAAAUUUGGUUCUUCGGCCUCGAAUAUACCAACAAAAAGGGAAUUUCAUGCUGGCUCCAAAUGGAAAAGAAGAUCUCCAAACAAGAUAUCCCUCGUUCCACCGAUGGCCAUGUGCAACUAUUUUUCGUCGUCAAAUUUUACCCAGAAGAUGUGGAGGAGGAGCUGAUACAGGAUCUCACUCGGCAUCUAUUUUUCAUGCAAAUUAAACAGUCUAUACUAUCCCAUAAGCUCUAUUGCACCCCAGAAGCAGCGGUGUUAUUGGCAAGUUAUGCGGUACAGGCUAUGUAUGGAGAUUGGAAUGAGACGAUUGAAGAACAGCUUGACAUCAAAAAACAGCUACCAACCGAUGUAAUCUCAAAAUAUGAGAUGACGGCUGAUAUGUGGCAAGAAAAGAUUCGAAGAUGGUGGAAUGGAAAUAGUGGAAUGAGUCGGGAAGAUGCUGAAAUGGAAUACUUGCGUGUUGCCCAAGACCUUGAAAUGUACGGCAUACAGUAUUAUGCAAUUUAUAACAAAAAAGAAACGGACCUCGAGCUCGGCGUGUCCGCCCAAGGCAUCGGAAUCUACAAGGAAAAUAACAAAGUGACCCCACGCCCCUUUUUCAGCUGGAGCGAAAUCAAAAACAUCUCCUUCAAAAAUAAGCAGUUUAAUAUGAAGACUGUGGACAAAUCGACAAUUUCUUUCCAAGCCAAAUAUCAUUCGAUCAACCUGUCGAUACUGGAUUUGUGUAUUGGUACCCAUAACCUUUAUCUACGAAGACGACAGAGGGAUACUUUGGAAGUUCAACAAAUGAAGGUCCAGGCGAGAGAUGAAAGGAUUAGGAAACAGGAAGAACAAUCCCGAUUCCAAAGAGAAAAAGAAGAACGUGUACAGAUUGAAAAUGAGAAAAGUGGGCUGCAAAUGCGUUUCGAAACCCUUGAAAAGCAGCUGCAAGCAACAAAGGACCAUGCUCGCACUGUCGAUGAACAGAUCGAAUUAUUGGCAAGUAAGGCACAGCAUGCUGAAGAAGAAUUGAGGGCGGCUACCAAGCGGGCAGAAGAAGCCGAACUUGAAGCACAACGUCAACGAAUCAGCCACCAGAAGAGCGAGGGCAUGCGUCGAAUUUUGGAGGAACAGAUGAAACAAAAAGAACUCGUGAUGAGCAAGUUGUCCCAAUCGAUUGGGGAAUUAAAUCGCGUACAGCCACUUGCUGAAUAUCCUGUCCUUCAGGAUUGGAAUCGUUAUAUCGGAGCCGGAAUGCCAAUGUCGAUGUCAAACCAUGAAAUAGGUAUGAGCAGCUCAAGUGCAGGGGAGGAUAGUAUAGGAAGACACCGAAAUGACGAUAUUCAUCGUGCGCAAAGAUCAAUGAGCACACAACCCGUCAAACUCCAAUACCAACCUCCUGUACAAAUGCCGAUCUCACCUUCAUAUACAAUUUACCAAAAAACCCCUCCUAUCAUCCAGGUCGGUGCCAUGCAGAUGCAGCCCAAUCAAAAUAUGGGCCUACCACCUCCUGACCCGACAACUAUAUAUCCGAGCCCGGGCUUGCCUAAUGAAAUAGCGCAGAUGCGAAAGAACCUGGAAAUGAGCAAGAGUGAUUACAAUGAACGGACACGGCAUUUUAAAGAAACACUUGAGGAGUUUCGCAGCGAAUUAGAAGGCUUGAAACGCGAAGAUAGGAUUACCGAAAUUGAUCGAGCUCAUUUCUCGAAACCCGGCCGAGAUCGAGGCGACACUCUGCGAAUGAGUUCCACCGGGCCGACGAGGAGACGUGUCGAUACUUUUGACGAUUUG